Sitodiplosis mosellana (orange wheat blossom midge) is the source of this 576-nucleotide messenger RNA. RefSeq lists its product as uncharacterized. The transcript has a single exon. The record is from RefSeq and is a predicted model, not a curated record. The annotation marks the transcript as partial. Lineage: Eukaryota; Metazoa; Arthropoda; Insecta; Diptera; Cecidomyiidae.
AUGGCCACAUUUUUAACAGAAAAGAUCGUGAAGGAUUUAAAUUUGAAUCGAAUGAAAAACGAUAUUUCGGUGUCCGGAAUCGGAGGAAUAAGGACAGAAAAAUCAUUGGGAAGUGUUGACAUUGAAUUUACAGCUCGAUACCCGACAAGCUUCGUGGGAAGAACCAGAGCAAUUAUCUUAGGUAAGUUAACGUCGUUAGCACCGAUUGCACAGGCUAAAGCAAAAAUUGAACAGUGUCAUGAAUUUGGCGAACUAGUUUUAGCCGAUCCUGAUUUGAACAAGGUAUUCAAAAUUGACGCAAUUUUGGGAGCUGAUGUCUUUGCAGCAAUUCUACUUCAAGGAGUAAUUAAGGCAGAAUCAAUGGAGCUGGUCGCUCAAGAAACACAACUAGGAUGGAUUCUUUCAGGCGUCAUCGAGAGAGCAUCGAACGCGGAUUCAACCACGGUAAGUCUCAUCACCACAAUCGAAGAAUUAAAUGAAAACAUGAAAAAAUUCUGGGAAAGUGCGGAAAUAGGUGAGCAAAGCAUGCUUUCUGAGGAAGAAACAUAUUGUUUAUCACACUACGAAGAAAAUACG